AUGACAAACCAACCGACUCAUCACGCCAUCCUGGUAGGAAUAAAUGCCUAUCCAGACAGACCCUUGAAUGGCUGUGUACGAGAUGUCCAACAGAUCAAGUCAGUGCUUGAGCGACAUACUAUUCCAAUAAACAUCAAAUGCUUCACUGCUACUACGAGCUCGCAACCCGACAAGCCUAGGCCAGAGGAGGAUCCUGUUCUCUGGCCAACUCACAGCAAUGUGACAGCUGCUAUUAGAGAAGUCACGGCGACUGCACAGCCUGGCCACUGUGUUUAUAUCCAUUUCUCAGGACAUGGCACCAGAAUAGCGCCAAUGAGCGAAUUUUCUGACCACGGGACUGGAGACCUGGCACUUGCUUUACUGAACAAAGAUGCGACUAUGGUCCAGCCACUUGGUGGUCACAGACUGGCUAUAGCACUCAAUGCCAUGGUGAACAAGGGAUUAGUCGUUACCCUUGUUCUGGAUUGCUGCUUUGCUGCGAGUAUCUAUCGGUUGGAACGCAAAAAUGUUCGAUUCCUUCCCUUCGACGCUGAAACAUUUGUCGCUGGUCAUGAUGAGCCUUCCGAGGCUGCUGAGACCACUGAGCAAACCCCUUCCGGUUACAGAGAUGUAUCUAUGCAACCUAGUUGGCUAAUCGAUCCGAAUGGUUAUGCUAUUCUCGCAGCCUGCGGUCCACACGAAGAGGCAACAGAGGUCAUCCAGGCCGGAGUGGAACAUGGUGCAUUAUCCUUCUUUCUAGCACGCAGCCUCCAGAACUUUGGGGUAAAUAAGAGACACCGGGACGUCUUCUAUCGUCUUUUGCCAAGUUUCAAGGCAAACGAACUGGAGCAGACCCCGGCCCUGUAUGGAAAUAAGAAUCAAGAGUUCUUCGGACCGCACACCCUCACAACGACACGUACUGUCAUACCGGCCUACAAGAGUAAACAAGAAACUUUUACUCUAGAAGCUGGACAAGCGCAUGGGUUCAGAGAAGGGGAUGACUUCAUUCUGUAUCCCUCUGGGGUGGUCGAUAACAACAUCGCAUUACACAAUAAUGUGAUAGCUGCUAGAAUCAGCAACCUCGGACCUCUCACAUCUGUGCUGCAUCUUACGGAUGGGAGGAAGAUAACCGAGACUAAGUUCGUUGCUGAGCCUCAGUCCAGGCAGUGCUUCCAUGAUUUCCCUAUAACUCUGAGUGACGAGGUUCCCAAACCUGAAGAGUGGAUUGCAGCUUUUCGGAGUUAUUCACUUGCGGCAUACCGUGCUUCAGAAGGACGCCCUGCUUGGCUUACUCUGCAGGUUAUUGGUGAUGAGUACAAAAUAUACAACAAACACGGUCAGCAACUCGAUAAUAUCCCAGUGUUGCAACGAGGCGUUGUUGGUCCAGAAGACGUUGCUGCUCUAUUCGAACACAUAGUGCGAUACGAAUUUGUAAAGACACUCAAAAAUGAUUCUGUAUCCGCCAAGUUUCGAUCUUUAUUUGAGGUCAGCAUAAAAACUCGAACCGCAGACAUCUUCACACCAGACAACGUCGUUGACGUCGAAGAAGAUACCCACAACAAGUAUAUGUUCGAGCUAAUUGUGCAAAACAAAUGUCCCGAAGAACUAUACCUACACAUAUUCAACCUUGGCCCUUUCUGGCAAGUAGAAGACGUGUUCUACGGGACUGCAGUGCUUCCUCCGCAGACAUUCGGGGACCAAUUCACAGGAAAGUUCAGCAAGAAGAUGAGGACUAUGGUGCCCAAGGAAAUGAGGGCGAUGGGUUCAAGGCAGUGCGAGGAUAUUUUGAAGGUGAUUGUGACAUCUCACCCCACGUCUUUUGACAUGUUGGAGCUUCCUAAGAUUAGGGGUUCGCCGAAAAAGCCGGUAGUUGAUGAACAUCGAACAACCAUCAAGGAAGCCCAGGGGUGGAUGGCCUUCAAUUUUCCAGUGCGUACCUCGAUACCGGUACUUUAG
This is a messenger RNA of Fusarium pseudograminearum CS3096, 1935 nucleotides long. RefSeq lists its product as uncharacterized. The record is from RefSeq and is a predicted model, not a curated record. The coding region runs from base 1 to 1935 and encodes 644 amino acids. Gene Ontology annotation, biological process: proteolysis. NCBI's taxonomy places the organism in Eukaryota, Fungi, Ascomycota, Sordariomycetes, Hypocreales, Nectriaceae. Gene Ontology annotation, molecular function: cysteine-type endopeptidase activity. The transcript has a single exon.